Molecule: messenger RNA, 2000 nt
Organism: Sinocyclocheilus anshuiensis
Lineage: Eukaryota; Metazoa; Chordata; Actinopteri; Cypriniformes; Cyprinidae
Product: opsin-VA
Exons: 6
Coding region: 372-1526 (384 amino acids)
Biological process (GO): G protein-coupled receptor signaling pathway; phototransduction; visual perception
Cellular component (GO): membrane
Molecular function (GO): G protein-coupled receptor activity
Source: RefSeq, a predicted model, not a curated record
GGGGAGUUUGGCUGUUCUCCACAAUUACGCACGCGGCGUUUCUGCGUAAUGGAUGCAUCCUUGAAGCGCGAGCGCACUGACUGGAGUUCUGCACACAAGUGACGAUGAUGAUGAUGAAGGCACAGUUACGUGGCUGACCCGACCUGUGCCGAUAGCCUAUAUAAACCCCAUCCAGCAAGAGAAAGUCAACAAAACCCCUCCAGAUUCAGGACCGUCAAACACGCUCAACAAGUACACGGAACGCGCGCGCCUGGAUUAUGAAGCUCAUAGAGAACAAGCACUAAAUAUCACAGAAUAGCCUUGUCUUUACGAUGCACGCAGACUUUCUCCAGAUGUAGGCUCGGUUUGGUUCAUCUGACUCGUUUGGAGCGAUGGAGUCGUUUGAUGCGGCGGUGAACGGCGUCUCUCACACCGAGGAUCCGUUCUCGGGACCGCUCACAUUCAUCGCACCCUGGAACUAUAAGGUCCUUGCGGCGCUGAUGUUCGUGGUGACCUCGGUGUCUCUGUGCGAGAACUUCACGGUGAUGCUGGUCACCUUCAGGUUCAAACAGCUCCGACAGCCGCUCAAUUAUAUCAUCGUCAAUUUAUCUCUGGCGGACUUUCUCGUGUCGCUGACUGGAGGAACGAUCAGUUUUCUAACCAACUUCCACGGCUAUUUCUUCUUGGGCAAAUGGGCUUGUGUUUUGGAAGGUUUCGCAGUCACCUUUUUUGGCAUCGUGGCUCUGUGGUCUCUGGCUGUCUUGGCGUUCGAGCGGUUCUUCGUCAUCUGUCGGCCGCUGGGGAACAUCCGUCUGCGAGGAAAACACGCGGCUCUGGGUCUGCUGUUUGUCUGGACCUUCUCCUUCAUCUGGACCAUUCCUCCUGUCCUGGGCUGGAGCAGCUACACCGUCAGCAAGAUCGGCACCACCUGCGAACCCAACUGGUAUUCGGGAAACUUCCAGGAUCACACCUUCAUCAUCACGUUCUUCACCACCUGCUUCAUCCUUCCACUGGGUGUGAUCAUCGUCUGCUACUGCAAACUGCUCCGGAAGCUCAGAAAGGUGUCUAACACGCACGGCAGGCUGGGCAAUGCCAGGAAGCCAGAGCGUCAGGUGACUCGUAUGGUGGUUGUGAUGAUCGUGGCCUUCAUGGUGGCCUGGACUCCGUAUGCUGCGUUCUCCAUCGUGGUCACGGCCCAUCCCAGCAUUCACCUGGACCCGCGGCUGGCAGCCGUUCCAGCGUUCUUCUCCAAAACCGCGGCGGUUUACAACCCCAUCAUCUACGUGUUCAUGAACAAACAGUUCAGGAAGUGUCUGGUUCAGCUCUUGAGCUGCAGUGACGUCACCGUCAUCGAGGGGAACAUCAACCAGACCACCGAGCGCGCAGGCAUGACCAAUGAGAGCAACACAGGAGAGAUGUCCGCCAUCGCCGCAUGCAUCCCCGCGGCUGGAAGCAUCCCACCUAAAACAGAAGAGCAUCCCAAUGAACGCAGCUCCUUCACCCAAAUUCCCAUUCCUGAGAACAAACAUCGACUCUCCGCUGACUGACGAAAGCACUGAGCCCAUUCAGAAAUGGGACACGUGAACACACCGCACUCUCAUCGGCGCACAGACAGUUCUGAUCCCAUCAGUCGAAUAUCUAAAUCUGGUGUCUACAUCACAGAUCGAACUCUCUGAAACACACACAGACACAAAUCCAUCAGUCCAACAUCAAGAGCUUCUAAAUUUCCUUCACAAACUCAGUUCUGACUCUGAAUUUACAUUUAAACAAUUGUUUACAUUGAGACUGUCUGCAAAGCCAAUAUUGAUAAAACACAAAUGCAUGCAUAAGAUGCAUAAGAGCAAUACAUGUAGCGUUCAAUCUGAGCUUUACAUUAACCAGAUGAUCAUUGAACGAAAUGAAAGAGGCACCAAAAGGAAUUGCAAAAAUAAUGAGUGUUUGGAUCAGAUAUAAGAGGGUCACUGAGGUUUAUUGAGAGUCUUAUUCUUCUGCUGCUGUACAGCCUUUCACUCAAAGCACAA